AUGGCAGGAGAAAAUAGCCGCAGAAGAAAGGAACAUACAUAUGAGAAGGCAAAGAGACUGUUUAGCACAUACAGCAAAUUUGCAAUUAUCGGUGUUGAGAAUGUUGUAUCCACACAACUUAAGAACAUCAAAGUGCAGUGGGGCAAGGAUGCCGAGUUUCUGAUGGGCAAGAACUCGUCAAUGAGGCGUGCACUGCAGGAUCUUGGGAAGAGCGAGCUGGAUGUGAUUCUUGAGAAGAUUAAGGGAGAUGUAUGCUUUGUGUUUUUCAAGAAUAAUGUCAAGGUAAUCAAGAAAGUUAUUGAUAAUAAUGCUAGAGAGGCAUGUGCGAAGAUUGGGGAUAUUUCGCAGAAGGAUGUGUGGGUUGAGAAAUGUGUCACAAGUAUGCCUCCAGAUAAGACUUCAUACUUCCAGGUACUUGGGAUUGCAACAAAGAUUACGAAGGGAAAGAUUGAGAUAAUAUCUGACUACAAGGUGCUGUCUCCUGGGGAUCAUGUUGGACCAUCACAAGCGAACCUGUUGAGCAUGAUGAACAUCAAGCCAUUUAUGUAUAAGAUAAGUAUGUGGUGGGUGUAUGAGGAUGGAUGUCUCUAUGAGUCAGCACUUGUGGACAUUGAGGAGGACGAUAUCAUGAUGAGCAUGAAGAAUGCUAUCCAGAGCGUUGCUGCAAUGAGCUUGGGCGCAAGAUUUGUCACACAAGCAAGCGUGCCGUAUGCAAUGAGAAAUGCAUUCAAGGACAUCCUGCAUGUUUCAUUUGGUGCCGAAUUUGCUAUCAAGGAGCAAUCUAUGGUUGCGUAA
This is a messenger RNA of Ordospora colligata OC4, 795 nucleotides long. RefSeq names its product acidic ribosomal protein P0. The transcript has a single exon. Gene Ontology annotation, molecular function: structural constituent of ribosome; large ribosomal subunit rRNA binding. Gene Ontology annotation, cellular component: cytosolic large ribosomal subunit. NCBI's taxonomy places the organism in Eukaryota, Fungi, Microsporidia, Ordosporidae. Gene Ontology annotation, biological process: ribosomal large subunit assembly; cytoplasmic translation. The record is from RefSeq and is a predicted model, not a curated record. The coding region runs from base 1 to 795 and encodes 264 amino acids.